UUUUGUGUGUGUGUGUGUGUGUGUGUGUGUGUGUGUGUGUGCGUGUGUGUGUGUGUGUGUCUGUGUGUGUGUGUGUGUGUGUGUGUGUGUGUGUGUGUGUGUGUGUGUGUGUGUGUGUGUGUGUGUGUGUGUGUGUGUGUGUGUGUGUGCGCUCUGUGAGGAGGAGCAGGCUGUGGGUGUGAUUUCGUGGAUCAUUCUGUCUUGAGGGCUGGGACUUGGCCCCUCCCACCUCUCAGUCACCACAGCUGGCUCGGUGGUCUGACAGCACAACGCCUACCUCUGGUGAUGUGAUUCCAACCCCGGUUCCUGGGAGAUGCAUGUGUGUGUGUGUGAGUCUGGAGAGGUCCAUUGGCCGGCAAGUCCCCAGGGAGAUUAAUGGAGGACGACCAUAAGGGCGCACAGGUGGAAACCAAAUGGUUUUAACAGGAUUCCUCCUUUUUUCCCCCCGUGCUGGUUCUCGAAGUACAGAGGCCUACACUUGUGAUCAAUUCUUCAACUCAUUUUUCGUCUUCAGGAAAGUUGUCAGGACUGAAGAGGUCCGCCAUGUGACCCCCCCAGGGACCUCAUCUCCGGCUGAGACAAGAUGGCAGACCCUGGAGGGCUCUGGAUGCCGUCUCAGUGAGCCAUGGAGGAGAUUCGCUCGCUCCUGACCCCCGACGUCAACAAUGACAGCACCACGCCCUGGGCCCCGGGGCCCCCGGCCGUCAGCAGACCGCUGGACCCCCCAACCGGAGCCCCGCUGCGCCUCAAGGACCUGGCGGGGGUCUUCUUCAUGGUCGCCCUGAACGUCCUGGCGCUCCUCGCCAACACGGCCGUGAUCGUGGUCAUCCUCAAAGCCCCCCACCUGCGCAAGUUCGCCUUCGUGUGCCACCUGUGCGUGGUGGACCUGCUGUCCGGCGGGCUGCUCAUGCCCCUGGGCAUCAUGUGCAGCUCGCCCUACUUCGCCGGCCUGGUGUUCACCGUGCCCGAGUGCCAGACGUACGUCUUCCUCAACGUCUUCCUCAUGGCCGCCUCCAUCUUCACCAUCACCGCCAUCAGCGUGGAGCGCUACUACUACAUCGUGCACCCCAUGCGCUACGAGCUCAAGAUGACCUGCAAGCUGACGGCCGCCGUGGUGGCGCUGGUGUGGCUGGCGUCCGCCGCGCUGGGCCUGGCCACCGUGUUCGGCUGGUCGUCCCACGCCGCCCGGGGGGGCGCCGUCAGCGCUGCCCGCUGCUCGCUGCGCUGGGGCCGCAGCGAGCACCAGCGGGUGUUCUCGCUGCUGUUCUGCGUGACCUGCUUCUGCCUGCCCGCCGUGGUCCUCUUCGCCGUGUACUGCAACGUGUACAAGGUGGCCCGCGUGGCCGCCCGGCAGCACGGCCCCCCGCCGCCGCCGCCCUCCACGAUGGCCGCCACGCAGGUGAAGAGCCGCGCCGACUCCAUCAGCAGCCAGACCACCAUCAUCACCACCGCGCGCCACGCCCCCCGCAGCGCUCCCAGGGCCCGGCCCUUCGGGGGCAGCAAGGCCGCUCUCACCCUGGUGGUCAUCGUGGGGCAGUUCCUGAUCUGCUGGCUGCCCUACUUUGCCUUUCAACUCCACCUGAGCCUGGAGGCCUCGUCCGGCAUCUCGGAAGACCUGGAGGACGCGGUCACCUGGCUGGCCUACUCCUCCUUCGCGCUGAACCCCUUCUUCUACGGGCUGCUGAACCGGCAGAUCAGGGAGGAGCUGGACAAGCUGCGGCGCUGCUACUCGGCCCGGCCCACAGAGAUGUUCUCCUUGGGCCACGAGGCCGCCGGACACGAGAACUUCCUGCAGUUCCUCCACCGGACGAGCUGCACGGUGGACACGCGCGCCAGCUUCACCGCCUCGUCCAGCCCCAGGCCCCCCCUGGACCAGACCCCGCAGCCCGCCGUCCGGAUACCGGGGCAGAUCCCCGAGGAGCUGAGCUAGGCGGGACCUCGCGGUGGUUGUUGAACAGGAUCUUCAGGGUUCAGACUUUUUUAUUGAGGAGGAUAUAAUGUGGCCAGGAAGCCGCCCAGGUUGUGCUAUGUCAGACACGCAGCAUAUGGAGUAUUGUAACAUGUGCUCUUGUAUUUUGAAUUGUGGUGUUAUUAUUGAGAAAUAUAGUACAAAUGUCGUUUUUGACCAAACUGUUAAGGACAUACAGAUUUCUGCUAUAUAAGACCUUUUUUUUUUUACAUAUAUAUUUGCUACAAGAUGUACGUUUUAUGGUGAUAUACUUUCCGUGUGUCUUUAUUUUUUUGUAUAAUAACGGGUAAUAUCGCAGACU
This is a messenger RNA of Gadus macrocephalus (Pacific cod), 2270 nucleotides long. Its product is annotated as probable G-protein coupled receptor. The coding region runs from base 626 to 1930 and encodes 434 amino acids. The transcript is spliced from 2 exons. NCBI's taxonomy places the organism in Eukaryota, Metazoa, Chordata, Actinopteri, Gadiformes, Gadidae. Gene Ontology annotation, molecular function: G protein-coupled receptor activity. Gene Ontology annotation, biological process: G protein-coupled receptor signaling pathway. Gene Ontology annotation, cellular component: plasma membrane; endosome; signaling receptor complex. The record is from RefSeq and is a predicted model, not a curated record.